AUGUCCAACGAAGAAACUUCAGCUGAUAGAAAUGUUGAGAUCUGGAAGAUCAAGAAACUCAUCAAGAGUCUUGAAAUGGCCAGGGGGAAUGGAACGAGUAUGAUUUCCCUGAUCAUACCACCAAAAGAUCAGAUCUCCCGGGUCAGCAAAAUGUUGGCCGAUGAAUUCGGUACCGCGUCUAACAUCAAGUCACGUGUAAAUAGGCUAUCGGUACUUGGUGCAAUCACAUCUGUGCAGCAUCGUCUUAAAUUAUAUACUAAAGUACCUCCCAAUGGCCUGGUUAUAUAUUGCGGGACUAUCGUCACUGAGGAAGGAAAAGAAAAGAAGGUCAACAUUGACUUUGAACCUUUCAAACCUAUUAAUACUUCCUUAUAUUUAUGCGACAACAAGUUCCAUACAGAAGCAUUAACAGCAUUGCUAGCAGACGAUAAUAAAUUUGGUUUCAUUGUAAUGGAUGGUAAUGGUGCAUUAUUCGGUACAUUGCAAGGAAAUACGCGCGAAGUACUCCACAAAUUCACCGUCGAUUUACCAAAAAAACACGGUAGAGGAGGUCAAUCCGCGUUACGUUUCGCCCGAUUGCGUAUGGAAAAGCGACACAACUACGUACGAAAAGUUGCUGAAGUAGCAACUCAGUUGUACAUAUCCAACGACAAACCCAACAUUGCUGGACUUAUUUUAGCUGGUAGUGCUGAUUUCAAGACAGAACUUAGUCAAUCCGAUAUGUUUGAUCCUAGAUUACAAGCUAAAGUAAUAAAGCUAGUGGACGUUUCAUAUGGUGGUGAGAACGGAUUCAAUCAAGCGAUUGAAUUGGCAGCCGAGUCGCUGCAGAACGUUAAAUUUAUUCAGGAGAAAAAAUUAAUCGGGCGUUACUUUGACGAAAUAUCCCAAGAUACCGGUAAAUAUUGUUUCGGAGUAGAAGAUACGCUUCGUGCUUUGGAGCUCGGUAGUGUCGAGACUCUAAUCUGUUGGGAGAAUCUUGACAUUCAGCGAUAUGUGCUCAAAAACCAUACAAAUGCCGAGGAAAAGAGUGGGGUAGAAUUGGAGUUAGUCGAGUGUCAACCGCUCUUGGAAUGGCUAGCGAAUAAUUACAAAAGUUUUGGUGCCACCCUAGAAAUAAUCACAGACAAAUCACAAGAAGGCUCGCAAUUUGUCAGAGGUUUUGGUGGAAUUGGAGGUAUUUUGCGAUACAAAGUCGAUUUUCAAAGUAUGCAGCUCGAAGAAAUUGAGUUCGACAAUUUCGAUUUGGAUGACUACUAA
Molecule: messenger RNA, 1257 nt
Organism: Cotesia congregata
Lineage: Eukaryota; Metazoa; Arthropoda; Insecta; Hymenoptera; Braconidae
Source: the annotation of a GenBank genome assembly